Messenger RNA from Penicillium psychrosexuale, 1323 nucleotides. RefSeq names its product glycoside hydrolase family 71 protein. The record is from RefSeq and is a predicted model, not a curated record. The coding region runs from base 1 to 1323 and encodes 440 amino acids. The transcript has 4 exons. Gene Ontology annotation, biological process: mating projection tip cell wall disassembly. NCBI's taxonomy places the organism in Eukaryota, Fungi, Ascomycota, Eurotiomycetes, Eurotiales, Aspergillaceae. Gene Ontology annotation, molecular function: glucan endo-1,3-alpha-glucosidase activity.
AUGAUCUGGAAAUCCCUCUUUAGUACUGUGGCUAUGUUGGCACAUAUCCUGCCAGCUUUAGCUAUCCCAACUCCGGAUUCAGAGUUGACCAGUCAAUCGCAAGACAAAUAUGUCUUCGCCCACUUCAUGGUCGGUAUAGUAGAAAACUACCAGUUAUCAGACUGGAAAGAAGACAUGACCACGGCCCAAUCCAUCGGCAUCGACGCAUUCGCACUGAACUGUGCAAGCAUAGACAGCUACACCCCAACCCAGCUAGCCCUAGCCUAUGAAGCAGCCCAGCAAGUUGACUUCAAAGUAUUCAUCUCCUUCGACUUCGCCUAUUGGACGAACGGGGAUACCGAAAAGAUCACGGCGUACAUGAAACAAUAUGCAGGCCACCCAGCGCAGAUGCAAUACAAGGGAGCUGCGGUGGUAAGUACAUUUGUCGGAGACAGUUUCAACUGGGAUGCAGUGAGGCAAGGAACACCAAAUCCUAUUUACGCAUUGCCAAAUCUCCAAGAUCCCGCGGAAGCUACCACCGAUGCUGCUCAGAGCGCUGAUGGUGCCUUCUCGUGGUUGGCUUGGCCUACAGAUGGGGGAAAUAGUAUCAUCCCCGGCCCGAUGACUACCAUCUGGGAUGAUAGAUUUGUUCAUUAUCUCGCAGGGAAAACUUACAUGGCCCCCGUCUCACCCUGGUUCUCAACGCACUUCAACACUAAAAACUGGGUCUUCGUUUGCGAGAACCUGCCAACAUUACGCUGGGAACAGAUGCUUUCCCUUGAGCCAGGCCUGAUUGAGAUAAUCUCAUGGAAUGACUACGGUGAAUCCCACUACAUCGGCCCGUACUCAGCCAAUCACAGCGACGAUGGCUCUUCCCAGUGGGCAGCCGAUAUGCCCCACGACGGCUGGCGCAACCUGUUCAAGCCCUAUAUCGCAGCCUACAAAUCCGGAGCAAAAGCCCCUACCGUGGAAGCAGAUGAAGUCGUGUACUGGUACCGACCUACACCCAAGGGUGUCGUGUGCACGGGGGAUACCCUCUCGGCGCCAUUGGGUGUGGGUAUGCUCAGUGAUAGUAUUUUUGUCGCUACUAUGUUGACGAAUCCCGCUACCUUGACUGUGCAGAGUGGGAAUAAUGCUCCUGUUAGCAUUGAUAUUCCAGCGGGGAUUGUUACCUCGAAUGUGACUAUGGGGGUUGGUGCUCAAUCUUUCCAUGUGGUUCGGAAUGGACAGACGAUUCUGAGUGGGCAAGGAAGUUUGGAUGUUAAGGAUAGCUGUGUUCAUUAUAACUUCAAUGUCUAUGUUGGGUCGAUCACUGGGGAAGUCAGUAGCUCGACUGCUAGGUAG